CUCGCAGGUAGUGCGAAGCCAUCGCUUGUUUUCCUUGCGCUUACAAAAUGGCGGAUCCUCAUUAGUAUUGUUAUUUGGCCGCGGUAUUAAAUAACUAAUUUUAUAUUGAUAAGUUCCGUGUUAUUAUUGUGGCAGUGUUAAAGGACAAAAUGGACACUACAAUGAAUCAUGGCAUGUGCCGGUGUUGUGCUUCUGAAGGGACAUUUAAGAAUUUAUCCAACGCCUACCAAUGGAUGGGCCAAGAAGAGAUUUAUUCCGAUAUGCUGAAAGAAUGUUUCGAUAUUUCUCUGACCACAGCGGAACCUGGGGAAGAGGGUGGCAUAUGUGAAGUGUGCAUCACACAACUUCGAAACGCUGCGAAUUUCAAAAAGCAAGUACAGCAUACCGAGGUGCAAUUUAAGAAAUGCUUGCAGGACAAGUUAUUUAAAAGUGACCUAAUUAAAGUUGAAGCCACAAACCUGGAUGACGGGGAUGACUCCGACAAUGAUAACAACCUCUCUGACAAUUUCUCCGGCAAUGAAUUCGAUAUGGCCAUCAAGAAGGAAAAAGAAGACCCCAAACCAAAAAAGCGAGUGGCUACCAGAGCAUCCACGUCGCGGGCUAAAAAGUCCAAAGUGGACGACGGCGAGCCAUCCACUAAACGUAAAAGCGGAGCCAAAAAACGAAAAUGCGCCAUAAAGGAAGAUGGUGAGACAGUAGAUAAGAUAGUGUACCGCGAAAAACAUGUGCCAGAGAUGCAGAAACAGUGGCAUAACCUCACAACACUACUCAAGUACUCGAACGCAACGCCUUUCAAGGACAGAAACGACGCCGGAUACAUUUGUGCUUACUGUUUCAAAACAUUCCCUGACGCGAAUAUACUAAGAAACCAUACGGAGAAUGAUCACGUUAGAGAGAAACCGACGUACAAAGCUGGUUCGGGGUUGGCUAGCUUUGUAGCUUUUCUUGAUAUAGUAGAUUUGAAAUGCACAAUAUGUAAUCAAUAUAUGGACAGUCUAAACAUUUUAACAGAACAUUUAGUCAAAGAGCAUGAUAAAAAGUAUUAUCUCGGCGUGACCGACUAUUUCCAACCGUUUAAACUAACAAACGAACCGCAGAUCAACUGUUGUUUAUGCAACGAAGUGUUCCAUAACAUGAAACUGUUAAUGCAGCACAUGAAUAUUCAUUACAGGAAUUUCAUUUGCACAAUCUGUGGCGCUGGAUUUGUGAACAGCUUUCGAUUGAAUAGACAUGAAACGACUCAUGGGAAGAAAAAAUCUAGUUUCCCUUGUAGACACUGCGGGCUGGUGUUCACAGCGGAAUCUAAACGCAAAGCGCAUGUUAAUACGGUUCAUAAAGGAAUAGCUGGCGAUAGUGUCUGUCAAAUUUGCAAGGCUAGGUUUAAGAACUACUAUCAGAAAACUAGGCAUAUGAUGCAGGUGCAUAACGCUGAGGGUAUCAAAUGUGAUAUGUGUGAAAAGAAAUUUAAUUUAAAGUCCAAUUUGAUGCUACAUAUGCGUGGUGUUCAUUUGAAGGAACGACCUUAUGAAUGUUCUGUUUGUAGCAUGGGAUUCUUUAUUAAACGGCAUAUGCUUGGGCAUUACAUGGCAACGCACACUAAUGAGAGGAAAUAUAAAUGUGAUGUAUGCGGCAAGGCUUAUGCUACUCAGAAUAGUAAAGGGAAGCACAUGAAAAAGAAUCAUGGAAUAUCGAAAAGUAGUUUGAUGGCGCAAAAUAUGCCUAAAUGAGUGGUUUCAGUAGGUUAAUUGUGGUAUAUAAAGGCCUAUGUCUCUUUGAUUUAUAAGGGUUAAAUACAGUUGAAACCGUGCCGAAUUUUAUGAUGUAAUGAUAUUUUAUUUGCACUAUGUGGCGAACCUAUAAAGGCAGAGAACGAUGGAUGACCUAUGUGAAAGUUUUGGUAUGUAUAAAUGGAAUGAUCUCAGAUAUUGCGGUCUGAUGAGGAUAGUACGUACGUACGGACGUAAAGGAAGAUAGAAGUAUACAGCGUCGACUAUCAAAUAAUGGGAUGGUAAUGGUGAUACGGCAAAGUAAAUAGAGAUAAUUGAAGAAGAUGAUGAUGAAUGAAGAUACUUAAAGAUAUUAUGUCAAACAGUGAAAUAAUGGCUCAAAAAUUAGUUAGCAUAGUAAUUUGCAUACGUGUACUUACGUUGCUCAAAGUACAGUGUAUAAGAGAGCAUGAAAAUUUGUGUGACGGUAAUAAAGACACUGAAUUUAAUGUACGAGCUGAAAUUACUUACGCUGAGUAAACGGAACUAUUAAAUGGAUUCACAGGAUUUGGUUUGCCUGUUUGUGUUUCUAUCACUGGUCUCUCAGAAAUAUAAUCUGAUGUAAAGUUAAAAUGUAAAGGACAAGAAGAUGUAUGG
Molecule: messenger RNA, 2363 nt
Organism: Achroia grisella
Lineage: Eukaryota; Metazoa; Arthropoda; Insecta; Lepidoptera; Pyralidae
Product: zinc finger protein 260-like
Exons: 5
Coding region: 150-1727 (525 amino acids)
Biological process (GO): regulation of transcription by RNA polymerase II
Cellular component (GO): chromosome; nucleus
Molecular function (GO): RNA polymerase II cis-regulatory region sequence-specific DNA binding; zinc ion binding; DNA-binding transcription activator activity, RNA polymerase II-specific
Source: RefSeq, a predicted model, not a curated record